Messenger RNA from Sphenostylis stenocarpa, 3537 nucleotides. NCBI's taxonomy places the organism in Eukaryota, Viridiplantae, Streptophyta, Magnoliopsida, Fabales, Fabaceae. The record is from the annotation of a GenBank genome assembly.
AUGGCGUGGUUUAGUGGGAAAAAAUCAUGGGGGAACUUCCCCGAUUUGGCGGGAGCCGUCAAUAAGCUUCAGGAGAGUGUGAAGAAUAUUGAGAAGAAUUUUGAUUCCGCUCUUGGCUUCGAAGAGAAUGCUGAGUCCAGCAAUGAAGCUGCAGGACCAUGGCCUAUAUCUACUGACAGGAAAGCCCUAUUUAAUCCUGUCAUGGCCUUUAUUGGAAACAAAAGUGAGGAAUCUACGGAAGAAAUGUCUGAAAAAGAUGAAUCCUCUCAACAAGAGUCUGAAACUGAGAAGUCAGCAGAAAAGCCUGAGUCUCUGGAUCAUACACUCGUGGAUGUAGGAAAAAAAUCCCUUGAAACUGAUAAUGAAGUCCAUGUGAAAGCUGAUGAAACCACUGCUCAAGAAGAAAAUAAGGAAGAAGAUGGUGAGCAUACAGAAUCAGCAGCAGAUGGAAUAAUUGCACAGAAUUUGGAUCAUGGAAAGGAUGAACAGCACUUACUGGAGAUGCCUGUUGAAUUGCCUGAAUCUCCUGUUGAGAAGUUUGAGAGUUCAGAUUCCGUUGACCAUUCUCAAGAGAAAGAGAUUGCCGAUGUGGAAACCUCUGUGAGUCCAGUGUCGAUGCAACUCAUGCCUCCUAGUCUUGCUGACAAAGUAGUUGAUGGUGUUAUUAGUGAGACAAGUGAUGGGCGUGAAACUUCUCAAGUUGAGACACAAGACGAGAGUAAAGAAGAGAGGGAGCAAGCAGAAGAAAGUGUAAAGAGAGUAUCUUCUGCUCAACAUGGGGCAUCAGGUGAUGGUGAGAAAAGAUAUGAUACGAACACUUCUGUUCUACAAUCUGUAGCUUCUAAGGAAGUCGGUAACUUUGAUCAGUCAAAUAUUGAACAGUUGUCAAGUGCUUCUCCACGAAAUGAAUCUUCUAAGGUGGUAACUGAAGUGGUUUCAUCUGAAAAUGAAACAACUGCAAAUGAAAAUGAAAGUGACCACUUUGCCCAUGAUGUUGAAACUGGUAUGAAAGAGCAUCAUAUGAGUACUGAAAGAACUAUGUCUGACUCUGGCUCCAUGAUUGAACUAGAGAGGGUCAAAAGGGAGCUGAAAAUGAUGGAGGCUGCACUACAAGGUGCUGCAAGACAGGCUCAGGCUAAAGCUGAUGAGAUUGCGAAAUUGAUGAAUGACAAUGAACAAUUAAAAGCCGUGGUGGAGGAUUUCAAGAGAAAAUCCAAUGAGGCAGAAGUUGAGUCUUUGCGAGAGGAAUACCAUCAGAGAGUUGCAACUCUUGAGAGAAAGGUUUACGCUCUCACUAAGGAAAGGGAUACACUUCGUCGAGAGCAGAGUAAGAAAAGUGAUGCAGCUGCUCUCUUGAAAGAAAAGGAUGAGAUAAUUACUCAAGUUAUGGCAGAAGGUGAAGAGCUUUCCAAAAAGCAGGCUGCUCAAGAAUCCACAAUUAGGAAACUAAGGGCUCAGAUUAGAGAUCUUGAGGAGGAGAAGAAAGGUUUGACUACUAAACUUCAGGUAGAGGAGAAUAAAGUAGAAAGUAUCAAGAGGGACAAGACAGCUACAGAGAAGUUGUUGCAAGAAACAAUAGAAAAACAUCAAAAUGAAAUUGCAGCACAGAAAGAAUAUUAUACAAAUGCUUUGGCUGCUGCUAAGGAAGCUGAAGCAUUAGCUGAGGCUCGUGUGAACAAUGAAGCAAGAACUGAGCUAGAAAGUCGUCUGAGAGAAGCUGAGGAACGUGAAUCUAUGCUAAUACAGGCACUCGAAGAAUUGAGGCAAACAUUAAGUAGAAAGGAGCAACAGGCCGUCUUCAAAGAAGACAUGCUUCGCAGGGACAUUGAGGAUCUUCAAAAACGUUAUCAGGCAAGUGAAAGACGUUGUGAGGAACUGAUUACGCAAGUUCCAGAGUCCACAAGGCCACUUUUAAGACAAAUUGAAGCCAUGCAGGAAACAAAUGCCAGGAGAGCUGAAGCUUGGGCUGCUGUUGAAAGAACUCUCAAUUCUCGACUUCAGGAAGCUGAGGCUAAAGCUGCAACUGCAGAGGAAAGAGAGCGAUCAGUGAAUGAACGUUUAUCUCAGACCUUGUCUCGAAUUAAUGUCCUUGAGGCUCAGAUUUCCUGUCUUAGAGCAGAACAGACUCAAUUAAGUAGGACCCUUGAAAAGGAGAGGCAAAGGGCGGCUGAAAGUAGGCAGGAAUAUCUUGCAGCAAAGGAGGAAGCUGACACUCAAGAAGGUCGUGUGAGACAGCUUGAGGAAGAGAUUAGAGACAUUAGACAGAAAUACAAGCAAGAGUUACAGGAGGCGUUGAUACAUAGAGAGCAUCUUCAGCAGGAGAUAGAAAAAGAAAAAGCUGCUCGAGCAGAGCUGGAGAGAACUGCACGUGCUAAUUCUGCUCCAUUAUCAAAUCAAACUACCACUACAAAGCUAACUUCUGCUUUUGAAAAUGGGAACCUGUCUCGGAAAAUCUCUAGUGCAAGCUCUCUAGGAAGCUUGGAAGAAAGCCACUUUCUGCAAGCAUCGUUGGACUCAUCUGAUAGUAUUUCUGAGAGGAGAAACCCAGGAGAAGUAAGCAUGAGUCCUUACUAUGUCAAAAGCAUGACACCCAGUUCUUUUGAAGCUGCACUUCGUCAGAAGGAGGGUGAACUUGCUUCAUACAUGUCACGCCUGGCAUCACUGGAAUCUAUUCGCGAUUCUCUUGCUGACGAGUUGGUCAAAAUGACAGAACAGUGUGAAAAGUUGCGUGGGGAGGCUGCUGUAUUACCUGGCUUACGAUCAGAGCUAGAAGCACUAAGGAGGAGGCACUCUGCUGCUUUGGAAUUGAUGGGUGAACGUGAUGAAGAGCUGGAGGAACUUCGUGCGGAUAUUGUAGACUUGAAGGAAAUGUACAGAGAACAAGUGAAUUUGCUUGUUAAUAAGAGUGAUAAUAUAUUGGAGAAUAAUGCCUUGGGCCUCUGGAGAAUGAUUCGUUCAGAUCAGGUCAGUGUUGGCUUAUUUGUCAGAACUUCUCAAGAAAAUAAAAAAAAAGGUGAGAUGCAGGCCAAGGAGGAUCAGAAUAUUCAACAGAAUGAAGCUGUUGGUUCAAUUGCUCCAAGAUAUGAAUCUGAUACAAUUCAGCCAAUAGGGAGUCCAUGGAGCACUGGACUAUUUGACUGUCAUGAGAAUCAGACAAAUGCUGUUAUGACAUCAUUUUUCCCAUGUGUAACAUUUGGACAGAUAGCAGAAAUAUUGGAUGGUGGAGAACUUAGUUGUCAUCUGGGGAGCUUCAUUUAUCUGUUAAUGAUGCCUGCUUUGUGCUCUCAGUGGAUAAUGGGGUCAAAGUACAGAACAAAGUUGAGAAAGAGGUAUAAUUUGGUGGAAGCUCCAUAUACGGACAUAGUCUCUCACAUCUUUUGUCCAUGCUGUUCCCUUUGUCAAGAGUUCAGAGAGCUACAAAUUAGAGGACUUGACCCUGCUCUUGGGUGGAAUGGCAUUCUUGCACAAAAGCAUGCAAAACAGCAAAGUGAUCAAACAUUGAAGAAUCCUCCUUCAAACCAAUUCAUGUCCAAGUGA